This is a messenger RNA of Lichtheimia ornata, 5064 nucleotides long. RefSeq lists its product as uncharacterized. The coding region runs from base 1 to 5064 and encodes 1687 amino acids. The transcript is spliced from 20 exons. NCBI's taxonomy places the organism in Eukaryota, Fungi, Mucoromycota, Mucoromycetes, Mucorales, Lichtheimiaceae. Gene Ontology annotation, molecular function: ATP binding; ATP-dependent chromatin remodeler activity; DNA binding. Gene Ontology annotation, biological process: chromatin remodeling; DNA-templated transcription; DNA repair. The record is from RefSeq and is a predicted model, not a curated record. Gene Ontology annotation, cellular component: nucleus; Ino80 complex.
AUGUCGCAGCAACAACGGCCACCACCACCUCCACCACAGCAGCAGCAACAACAACAACAACCACAGGAAGGUGUAUAUCCUCCACCUGGACACUAUGCAACAUCGCCCAACAGCGAUAAACGGGACAAUGCUUUUGGAAAUGGUCCUUCAACAACUGGAUCAAGUGCAUUCACAGGGCCACCACUUCCUCCACCGUCAGCCAUGCAUCGUCAGUCUUAUCCAACUACGCAUCAGGUGGACUAUUCAGCACGUCAUGAACCUCCUUAUCCGCCUGUUUCUUCACGUUCCUUUGCACCACCUUCUCAACAGUCGUGGGACUAUAAUGAACGCUAUAUGGAGCAACAUCCACCCUUGGGUCAGGCUGGUUCACCUGUACGCCAUCAUCAUCAUCAUCAUCAUUCACAACAACCACAGCAGCCACCUCAACAACCACCACCCCCUCCACCACCGUUUCAGCCUAGAGAUUAUGCACAUCCUAGUGGAGGAGCUUCAACAGGAACAACAACAACAACGGGUGGUCCUUCACUGCCAUUGCCUCAUGAUAUGGGUCCUCCUCCUCCUUCUUCUUCUUCCAACUCUGCUUUUCAACUACCAAGACCCCCAAUGGCCACCAGCAAUGCCCCGCCCUUUGAUCCAAUCCGCUCAUCGGCACAUUCUAAACCAACGGAAGCGGUAUCAUCGCAUCAUCCACACGUGGGCCAGGAUCAUGGACGUCUUCCACCACAGGCUGGAUAUCACUUUGAUCGUGCUCCACCUCCAACAUCCACGGCAUCCCCUGUCAUGUCUAUUUCACAGCUCUUGUCAUCAGAUGCACCACCACGUCCCCCUCAACAACCAUCCACAGCUGCACCUGUGCGUAUAAGCCCACUGUCACAAUCUCAAACUUUUGAGCGAGAGAAUCAAACUGUACCCGAAGCCAAACCUUCAUCACAGCUUGAGCAGCAGCAACAACAGCAACCAUCAUUUCGUAGCAACGGCAUCCGCAAUUUGCUCAACAAUGAAUCGGAAGAAGCAGCAGCAGCACAACCAAUGGCUGAUUCUGAUACAGACACUGAAGAUAUUCCAUUGAUCUCACAAGGUGCUGGUGGUGUCGCUAUUGCAACUCCUACAACAAAGAACCAUGACAAACAGAUGGGAUCAGGAUUACAGAGCACUAUGAAUGGACAACAACAACAACAAAGCCAUGAAUAUGCAACACAACGACCUGAUGAGCAUGUGACCAAUGGUAUCGCCGAUAGCCGAGUACCACAAAUCCGCCAUCGAUUUGAAUUGAGUGAUGAUUCAUCAGGAGACGAAUUAAGCGAUCACGAGGUGCCACGCAUGAAAAGCUUAACAGAAAAGACGCUUGAGGAAUUACAAAUUACGGAUGAUGAUGAUGAAGAGAUCUUUGAUACACAUCGGGAUGAAAUGGUACAAUACAUGAUCGAGGUUCAUAGACGACGGCAGCGUGUGAUUGAAGAUUAUGAGAAUAAGCGAGCACAUCGACAUGCAAGAAUCAGUGAUCAUCUUCAACGCAUAUAUGAAAAGCGAUAUGGCUCUGAUUUUGUGAAGCAAGCUGCCAGCGAGAAUGAAUCUUCUACGAUCUCGGCAACAACAGCCAUGCUGCUACAGGCUGCCAAAGAGGACAAGGAACGACUCAAGAGGAAGAAUAAGCGUGCAAGGCUCAACUCGGAGGAUUAUGAUUCGGAUGCCACAGAUCAGCUCAUUUUCCGUAAGCGUGAUAAGAUGUCAGCACGACAAAUCGAUGAUGAACGCCAAAGAAUUUGGCUCAAUAUUGCUCGCAAGGAUAUUCCAAGAAUGGCACGUAUUCUCUCACGAGUACAAGCUACACGCGCAGGCAAUUGUAAAAAGAUUGCACAAUACUGCCAAAAGGAAGCCAAGCGUGCUGCAGCCAAGGGUAAUCGAAGUCAAAAGGAUAUCCAACUCCGUUCCAAGCGAGCUACCAAAGAGAUGCUUGCAUUCUGGAAGAAGAAUGAAAAGGAAGAGCGUGAAUUGCGAAAGAAGGCUGAGAAGGAAGCAUUGGAGAGAUUGAAACAAGAGGAGGAGCGACGUGAAGCACAACGACAAGCACGCAAGCUCAACUUUUUGAUCACUCAAACGGAGCUUUACAGUCACUUUAUCGGUCGCAAGAUUAAGCAAGAUACGAGUGAGGAUGAUGAGACAGCAGUGCCUACUAGUGAACCACCUACGCCUGCAGCUACAGCUUCCGAGCCCACUGUCAACAUUGAAGACAAUGAUGAAGAUAUCGAUCCAACUGCUGGAGAACAAGCUUUGGAAGAGAUUGACUUUGAUGAUGAUGACGAAGCCAAGUUACGUGAACACGCUCGACGAAGUGCACAAAAUGCAUUGGCUAAGCAAAGAGAACGUACUCGUGCAUUCGAUGAAGGUGCUCGUGAGCGUCGUGCAGCCGCUGAUGCCUCUGAUAUUUCAAUGAGUGCAGCUCAAUUGGAUACCAUGAACUUCCAAGAUCCUUCCAGUAUGGGCACAGAAGAAAUCAAGCAACCCUCUAUGCUCAUGUGUCAGCUCAAGAGCUAUCAGCUUAAGGGUCUUAAUUGGUUGGCCAACUUGUACGAGCAAGGCAUCAAUGGCAUCUUGGCAGAUGAAAUGGGUCUCGGUAAAACAGUGCAAUCUAUCUCUUUGAUGGCCUAUCUUGCAGAAGUCCAUAACAUCUGGGGCCCCUUCCUCGUCAUUGCACCUUCCUCUACGCUACACAAUUGGCAGCAAGAAGUCUCAAAGUUUGUCCCCUCCUUUAGAGCACUCCCAUACUGGGGCAAUCCCAAGGAUCGUAAAGUGCUACGUCAAUUCUGGAAUCGCAAGCAGCUAUAUGGUCGAGACGCUCCUUUCCACGUGGUUAUUACAAGUUAUCAAUUGGUUCUCACCGAUGUCGCCUAUUUUCAGCGUGUCAAAUGGCAAUACAUGGUUUUGGAUGAAGCACAAGCUAUCAAGAGCUCGUCAAGCGCAAGAUGGAAACAGCUACUCGGCUUCCAUUGCCGUAAUCGACUGCUGUUGACGGGUACUCCUAUUCAAAACAGCAUGCAAGAAUUGUGGGCUCUUUUGCAUUUUAUCAUGCCAACCCUAUUCGACUCGCAUGAAGAAUUCAGUGAAUGGUUUUCGAAGGAUAUUGAGAGUCAUGCCGAGAACAAGGGCACCCUUAAUGAGCAUCAAUUGCGGCGAUUACAUAUGAUCUUGAAGCCAUUUAUGCUGCGUCGUAUCAAACGAAAUGUCCAACAUGAGCUUGGUGAAAAGAUUGAAGUUGAGAUUUAUUGUGAUCUGACAGCCAGGCAACGUGCCUUGUAUCGAGGUCUUAAGGAGAAGAUUUCUAUUUCAGAGCUCCUCGAAAAGGCAACGUCACUCAACGAAGAGAGCAUGGAUAGCCUUAUGAACCUUGUGAUGCAAUUCAGAAAGGUGUGCAAUCAUCCCGAGCUUUUCGAGCGUGCUGAUGUCGUUUCGCCCCUUUCAUUCUGUGCCUACAGCGAAAGCGGUGCUUUGAGCAAAGAAACAUCCUUAUAUUGUCCCUAUUCCUCUCGCAGCCACAUCAAAUUCCAUAUUCCCAAGCACUUGUAUCGAGAUGGAGGCAUUUUACGAUCACCAGGAGAACGAUCCAAUGCUGGUUUCUCGACCCGAUACCUCGACAAUCUUAUGAACAUAUGGAACCCUGACUACAUUCAUGAAUCCAUGUUUUCCGAUGACUCUGAUCCUGCAUUUUCUUUCCUCCGCUUUGUUGACACAUCUGCCCAAGAAGCAAGCUAUGUUUUCAAACAAUCAUUGGUUGCACGAUGGAUUGCACACCUUGCACAACGUGACAACCGCUCACGGCGGCGUUUCUAUGCCAACCAGGAUGGUGAAAGCUAUGAUGAUGCACCUAUCAACACCUUUGCCCGUUUCCUUAUCACCGAUACCAUGUCACCUACAUGCCGAUUAUCUGUUACACCCAAUGGACCUAUGGAUCACCUUACCAAUGUUCGUGGCUACACCGAGUAUCUCACGUCCAAAUUCGAUAAUUGCUAUAUCCCAGGGGCUCGAGCUGUUCCUGUGGAUGCUAUUUGCGAUGAUCGGUCAUUUGCGUAUGAGCAAAAGGAUAUCAUGUUUGAUCCAUCAGUGCGAGCAUGCCUAUUUGGUGAACCACAAUACAUUAGCAACCAUGAACGACCUGAAGCGAUGACGUUGUCAACCAUUGUUCGCAAAUCGGAUGGACAGGGUAUUAUGCCAGUGAAUUCAUCUGGUAGUGGCUAUUCAAUGAUGCGUGUUCCUGCAAUGCGUGAUUUGAUUUUGGAUUCCGGCAAGCUUGCUACCCUCGAUCGAUUGUUGGAGAAACUCAAGAGCGAAGGACAUCGAUGCUUGGUGUAUUUCCAAAUGACACGCAUGAUUGACUUGUUUGAAGAAUACAUCAACUACAAGCAAUACAAGUACUUGCGUUUGGAUGGUUCAUCCAAGAUCUCGGAUCGUCGUGAUAUGGUGCAAGAUUGGCAAACAAGGCCUGAGAUAUUCAUCUUUUUGCUCAGCACACGUGCUGGUGGUCUUGGUAUCAAUUUGACAGCAGCCGAUACAGUCAUCUUUUAUGACAGUGAUUGGAAUCCAACGGUGGAUCAACAAGCCAUGGAUCGUGCCCAUCGUCUCGGUCAAACAAAGCAAGUGACUGUAUACCGGUUAAUCACCAAGGGCACUAUUGAAGAACGUAUCUUGCAACGUGCCAAACAAAAGGAUGAGAUUCAAAAGGUGGUCAUUUCUGGUGGCGAGUUCAAGCAAGUCGACUUCAAGCCAAGAGAGAUUGUCUCGUUGUUAUUGGAUGAUGAAGAAAUGGAUAACAACUUGCAAAUGCAGCUGAAGCGGAAAGCGGAAGAGGAAGAAAAGCGUAAAGCAGCACGACCAUCCAAACGAAAGAAGAACAACAAUAAUAAUGGAGAUGCAGUCAAGGCAAUGGAUCGUCUUAUGAGUGCUGGUGGCGAUACUCUUCCUGAAGAUGAAACACCCGCUGCUGCCGGCAGUAGUGGAGGAGGCAAUGGCAAUAGCAAGAAAAAGAGUCGGAUCGGCCGGCCGAGGACAAACAUUUCAUUCACAGGCUAA